UCACAACAGUCAUUUUAUAACCGAGGGAGGGGGACGAGAUAAAUGAUUGACGCAAACCUCGCAGAACACAUAAUCUGAUCAACUGCACUGACGAGGACUACGCGUGCAACAGUAUUAGCUAGCUUGCUAGCAAGCUAACUGGGUCCCAGUAUGUUUCCAGCCAGCAGGUAUACGCUGCAAGCACGAAAAUGUGUCCGGGCUCUGAAGGCCCUCCGCAGAGAACAUCUUUCGCCGCACACGUCGCGAUGGUCUUCAACAUCCGCCCCAGUGCCUCGUAUUACGUCCCACUAUACCAUACACCCAAGGGACAAGGACCCGAGAUGGGAAGGAGUGGAGAUGGAGAGAUAUGCGGAUGAGGCAGAUGUGGUGAUCGUGGGAGGUGGCCCCGCGGGCCUGUCGGCCGCCAUCCGACUGAAGCAGCUGGCCAACGAGCACAACAAGGAGCUCCGCGUGUGUUUGGUGGAGAAAGCCUCCCAGAUUGGAGCCCACACCCUCUCUGGAGCCUGCCUGGAGCCCAGUGCCCUCACUGAGCUCUUUCCAGACUGGAAGGAGAGAGGGGCGCCUCUGAACACACCAGUCACAGAAGAUAAAUUUGGAAUUUUAACGAAAAAGUACAGAAUUCCAGUCCCGAUGUUACCAGGGCUCCCGAUGAACAACCACGGUAACUACAUAGUUCGGCUGGGCCAUUUCGUGCGAUGGCUCGGAGAACAGGCAGAGGAGCUGGGGGUGGAGCUGUAUCCUGGUUACGCUGCUGCCGAGGUAUUAUUCCACGAAGAUGGAAGCGUGAAGGGGAUUGCUACAAAUGAUGUGGGAAUUGCUAAAGAUGGCUCACCUAAAGAUACAUUUGAGAGAGGGAUGGAGCUUCAUGCUAAAGUAACAAUAUUUGGAGAGGGCUGCCAUGGGCACCUAGCAAAGCAACUGUAUAAACACUUCAACCUGAGAGAGAACUGUCAGGCGCAGACCUACGCCAUUGGACUAAAAGAGCUGUGGGUCAUUGAUGAGAAGAAGUGGAAACCCGGCUGCGUGGAGCACACGGUGGGCUGGCCCCUGGACAGAAACACAUACGGAGGAUCUUUCCUCUAUCACCUGAAUGAAGGGGAACCGUUGGUCGCCUUGGGCUUUGUGGUGGGUUUGGACUACAAGAAUCCCUACCUAAGUCCGUUCAGGGAGUUUCAGCGCUGGAAGCAUCACCCCUCUGUGGCCCCGACCCUGGAGGGGGCCAACAGAAUUGCUUACGGGGCCAGAGCGCUUAACGAGGGCGGAUUCCAGUCCCUGCCCAAGCUGACGUUCCCUGGCGGGCUGCUGAUUGGGUGCAGUCCUGGCUUCAUGAAUGUGCCGAAGAUCAAAGGCACACACACAGCCAUGAAGAGUGGGAUGCUGGCGGCCGAGGCUGUCUUCCAGAAGAUCACAGACGAGGGCCUGCAGUCGGAGACGGCUGGGGUCCAUGUUCCUGAAUAUGAAGAGAACUUGAAAAAUUCUUGGAUUUGGAAAGAGUUGUAUGCUGUGAGGAACAUCCGGCCUUCUUUCCACAAUUAUUUUGGACUUUAUGGAGGAAUGGUGUACACUGGGUUAUUUUACUGGAUACUCAGAGGAAAAGAGCCAUGGACCUUGAAGCACUCAGGUAAGGACUCCGCUCAGCUGAAGCCAGCUAAGGAGUGCACCCCGAUUGAGUACCCCAAGCCGGACGGCAAGAUCAGCUUUGACCUGCUGUCCUCUGUCGCCCUGAGCGGGACCAACCAUGAGCACGACCAGCCCCCACACCUCACCCUCCAGGACGACAGCGUCCCCGUCGCGAGGAACCUUUCCGUCUACGACGGACCGGAGCAGCGCUUCUGUCCUGCAGGAGUGUAUGAGUACGUCCCCCUCGAAACGGGAGAGGGCAUGAGGCUGCAGAUCAACGCGCAGAACUGCGUCCACUGCAAGACCUGCGACAUCAAGGACCCCAGCCAGAACAUCAACUGGGUGGUACCAGAGGGUAGCGGGGGGCCGGCGUACAACGGCAUGUGACCUCUGACGAGGUCUCCUGAUGACAGCACUACAACAUCAGUGACGGACAGGGCAGUGUUCCACGGAGCGAAACUGUGUCGUGAAGUUAAUUUCGUGCCUAGUUACUCAACCAAAUUGUAGCAGUUACCAGAAAGGGCAUUGGGCUGGAAAGUCAACUUAUGCAGAGGAAAAAAGCCUUGUAUGUGAAAUUGUCUGUCAGUUGGACAAUUUGUUGAACAAACCAAAAAGGUUAUUUUUGUGUUUGUACUGCGCACAGAUAAAACUGUAAAGGAACUGGCCUUGGCUGGAACGUUUCAGGCUGGUUUAGCCGGUUGUGACUUGAAUUUGAGAAACCUUUGGAAAUUUGUAUCUAACGGGUCAAUGUUUGUUUUGGCAGCUGUUGCAGGUACUGUUAUCAGCACAGCAGCCUGUUACUUGUGUACAGAACGGUGAUGUAUGCCUGAC
Molecule: messenger RNA, 2451 nt
Organism: Megalops cyprinoides (Indo-Pacific tarpon)
Lineage: Eukaryota; Metazoa; Chordata; Actinopteri; Elopiformes; Megalopidae
Product: electron transfer flavoprotein-ubiquinone oxidoreductase, mitochondrial-like
Exons: 13
Coding region: 151-2007 (618 amino acids)
Biological process (GO): electron transport chain
Cellular component (GO): mitochondrial inner membrane
Molecular function (GO): electron-transferring-flavoprotein dehydrogenase activity; iron-sulfur cluster binding
Source: RefSeq, a predicted model, not a curated record